Magnolia sinica is the source of this 2077-nucleotide messenger RNA. Its product is annotated as non-specific phospholipase C1. The record is from RefSeq and is a predicted model, not a curated record. The coding region runs from base 102 to 1700 and encodes 532 amino acids. The transcript has 3 exons. Lineage: Eukaryota; Viridiplantae; Streptophyta; Magnoliopsida; Magnoliales; Magnoliaceae. Gene Ontology annotation, biological process: phospholipid catabolic process. Gene Ontology annotation, molecular function: hydrolase activity, acting on ester bonds.
AAGCGAACCUGUUGUCUACUUCGUAAUUCGCGUCAUAAAACUCGAAAAUACCGCCAAUCCCUUCCCCUCACACCGGUUUCUGGUUUCCCGAUCACCAGAAGAUGGCGGUUUUCCGUCGUCUCCUCCUCCUCCUCCUUCUCUCCCACCUCCUCGUCUCCUCCCAAACCCUGGAUUUCCCCUUCCACAAGAAAAAGCACGAGAUCAAAGGCCCCAUCAAAACCCUAGUCAUCCUCGUCAUGGAGAACCGCUCUUUCGAUCACAUACUUGGAUGGCUGAAAUCCACCCGCCCCGACAUGGACGGCCUGAAUGGGUCCGAAUCCAAUCACAUCAACGCCUCCGAUCCCACCUCCCCCAGAAUCCCCGUCUCCAACGACGCCAUCUUCAUCGACUCCGACCCCGGCCACUCCUUCCAAGCAAUCCGUGAGCAGAUCUUCGGAUCGAGCGAUACGUCUGCAGAAUCCGCUCCGAUGAACGGCUUCGCUCAGCAAGCAGAGUCCAUGUCCCCAGACAUGCCCAGGACAGUAAUGAGCGGAUUCGAGCCUUCGCUCCUCCCGGCCUAUACGGCUCUCGCCAAUGAGUUCGCCGUCUUCGAUAGGUGGUUCGCCUCCGUGCCGUCCUCGACGCAGCCGAAUCGGUUCUACGUGCACUCGGCCACGUCCCAUGGUGCAUCGAGCAAUGUCCGGAAGGAUCUCAUCCGUGGAUUUCCGCAGAAGACGAUCUUUGACUCGCUGGACGAAAAUAACCUUAGCUUCGGGAUAUACUACCAGAACAUCCCGGCGGUGCUCUUCUUCAAGAGCUUGAGGAAGCUCAAGCACGUGUUUAAGUUCCAUGAUUAUAAGCUGAUGUUUAAAUUGCACGCGAAAUUGGGGAAGCUGCCGAAUUAUGCGGUGAUUGAGCAACGUUACUUUGAUGUGGCGCUGACCCCGGCUAAUGAUGACCAUCCAUCGCACGACGUCGCACGGGGGCAGAAGCUGGUGAAGGAGGUCUAUGAGGCUUUGCGAGCCAGCCCGCAGUGGAACGAGACGGCGCUGCUGAUUACAUAUGAUGAGCAUGGUGGAUUUUACGAUCAUGUGCCGACGCCGGUGUCUGGUGUUCCAAACCCAGAUGGGAUUGUGGGGCCCGACCCAUUCUACUUUAGGUUUGAUAGGUUGGGUGUUCGGGUUCCGACGAUCUUGGUCUCACCAUGGAUUGAGAAGGGAACAGUGAUCCAUGAACCUGAUGGACCGACUCCACAUUCCCAGUACGAACAUUCGUCUAUUCCUGCGACGGUAAAGAAGCUUUUCAACCUCAACUCAAAUUUUCUAACAAAGAGGGAUGCAUGGGCUGGGAGCUUUGAGAACUAUUUCUUCCUCCGUGACAGUCCCCGUGGUGAUUGUCCAGAAAAACUCCCAGAAAUCCUAAGAUCACUGAGACCUCAUGGACCAAAGGAAGAUUUGGCCCUUUCAGAGUUUCAAGAGGAGCUUAUUCAGCUAGCUUCCCAGCUCAAUGGGGACCAUGUCCUCAACACAUACCCAGAUAUCGGUAAAAGCAUGACUGUGGGUCAAGCUAACAAGUAUGCGGAGGAUGCGGUUGCAAGGUUCCUGGAAGCCGGAAGAGCCGCUCUUAGGGCAGGAGCAAAUGAAACCGCAAUUGUCACCAUGCGACCUUCCCUCACAAGCAGGACAUCAGGAACUUCGAACUCUUACUUGCAAAGCAGUUGAUUCCGCUCCAGGUCUGCAUUCACUUGUACACGUCACAUCACCGAAUACACUUAUAUUAAAUUCUGUAUUAUAUUGAACUCCUUUGAAGGUGACCAUACUGUGGGCUCUGUUAUAUAAGCGGGCAAUCACAUCAUCUCAUCCUCCGUGUAGAGGAUAGCAAGGGUCUUGCGCUCAACAUCUCAACGAUUUUUGGAUGCUUUUGAGUCCUGAAAUGGCCUAUACGUUCAACCUCUUAUGGCAGUUCAGAUUUAAUGUACAAUUGUUAUUUCGUUCUGCUUCUAGCAAGUCCUUGUACAUCACAUAAGCGUCCAGACCCUGUGUUUCUAUUAUACAUUUCUCAUACUAAAAAUUUUUAAGUAAAUCCUGUGUUUCUAUUA